Messenger RNA from Exophiala aquamarina CBS 119918, 1203 nucleotides. Its product is annotated as HAD-superfamily subfamily IIA hydrolase. Lineage: Eukaryota; Fungi; Ascomycota; Eurotiomycetes; Chaetothyriales; Herpotrichiellaceae. Gene Ontology annotation, biological process: glycerophospholipid biosynthetic process. Bases 1 to 1203 code for a protein of 400 amino acids. Gene Ontology annotation, cellular component: mitochondrion. The record is from RefSeq and is a predicted model, not a curated record. The transcript has a single exon.
AUGACUCCAAGCCACAAGUCCCGGCCACGGAUUUUGCUUUCGCGUUUGAGUAAGAAAACAGGAACCAGAACAGUGACUCCUCAUGAAAUACUCGACCUAACAGCCUUUUGCAGUAUAGACGGCGUCUUAGUGCGAAGUGCCAAUGCCAUUCCUCACGCCUCACGCACCCUCCAGUUCCUACAGCGAAACUCGAUCCCCUUCAUCCUCCUGACGAAUGGCGGGGGGAACCAUGAAUCCGAGCGAGUCAAAGACCUGUCGUGUAAACUCGACGUCAAGCUCGACACGUCUAUGUUUGUGCAAUCCCACACCCCCUUUGCGGAGCUGGUUCACGGCGAGAACAGCUUGAGGGAUAAGUGCAUCAUGGUCGUGGGCGGCGAGGGCGGACGAUGUCGAGACGUCGCCGAGAUGUACGGCUUCACCAACGUCGUGACCCCGGGAGACAUCUACGCCGCGUACCCUGAGAUCUGGCCGUUCAGCAAGCCGUUCCUACAGGACUACUAUAAGUCAUUCGCCCGCGCGCUGCCAAAACCCAUCGACUCCGCCUCUCCAGAAGAAAGCCUCAAGAUCGACGCGGUGUUCGUAUACAACGACCCCAGAGACUGGGGCCUAGAUCUGCAGGUGAUCCUCGAUGUCCUGCUGUCCAGGGAGGGCGUCAUGGGGACAUACUCGGCCAAGAACGGUGACCGCUCCCUGCCCAACUGCGGCUACCUGCAGGACAACCAGCCGCCGCUGUACUUCUCGAAUCCCGACCUCCUCUGGGCAGCCCACUACCACUUGUCACGCCUCGGGCAGGGCGGCUUCCGCGAGUCACUCGAGGGCCUCUGGCGCGCCGUCACCGCACAUUCCCACGGGACGCCAGAGCUGUACAAAACCGUGAUCGGCAAGCCGUACCGUGAGACAUACUCAUUCGCCGAGAAUUUGCUCAUGCGGCAUCGCGACUCGCUGUUCGGUUCCGCCACGCCCCUGAGGCGAGUCUACAUGGUCGGCGACAACCCGGAAAGCGAUAUCCGCGGCGCAAACAACUAUGACUCCCCGCAUGGCGUGGAGUGGGUCAGUCUGUUGACGCGCACGGGGGUGUUCAGAGACCGGCCCGGCCACACGCCCACAUGGGAGCCGCGAGCGAUCGUCGACGAUGUUCGAGCUGCUGUUCAAUACGCUUUGAAGGAUACUGCGUGGGACCAGGGCUUAGAUCAGUUAGACUAG